Hansenula anomala is the source of this 705-nucleotide messenger RNA. RefSeq lists its product as uncharacterized. The transcript has a single exon. The record is from RefSeq and is a predicted model, not a curated record. Lineage: Eukaryota; Fungi; Ascomycota; Saccharomycetes; Phaffomycetales; Wickerhamomycetaceae. Bases 1 to 705 code for a protein of 234 amino acids.
AUGAAACUCUUACUCCCGUUGUUAUUUCUUGGUACAAUUUCAAAUUUGGUUUUUUCCACAACAUCAAACUUCAAUGCCCAAUAUUCAAGUGAACUGAUUAAAAGCCCCAAUUUUGACACAAGGCUUAUAAAUAAUGAAGAAAUAAUCUCAGGUACAACUUAUUCAACCGUCAUACCGUCUGAUAUUGUUUCAACUGAAGAGGAUGAAGAAGAGUCUCUUGAUGAUGAUGAUAAUUUCUUAAAAGUCAAAGGUUUAGGUCGUUUACUCAAAAGAGGAUUCCGUUCUAGCUUUAGCUCAAGUCGUUCAGGUUCAAGUAGCUCAAGCCAUGGCUCAUCAGGCUCUCGUGGUGGCUCUUCAGGUUCUCGUGGUUCCUCAGGUUCAGGCUCCUCAGGUUCUCGUGGUUCUUCAGGUUCAGGUUCUCGUGGUGGUGGAUAUCAUCCUGCACUUGCCGGUGCAGCUGGUGGUGGUAUCAUCUAUUAUUAUUUAUGGCAUCAUGAUAGAUAUGGUCAUUCUUCAAUCGUUAGCACUCAAACUAGUUAUGUUUCUGAAAAUGUUACAAUCACUUCUGCAAUCUCUGCAAAUGGUGGAGCUACUUCAUUUAAAGGUAUAAGUGUCAUUUAUCUUGAUGGAUCCUUCAACUAUUGGACCAAAUUGAUGCCAUCCUUCAUCGUUUGUCUUGCCACUGUCUUAAUAUCUUGUAUGUGA